Messenger RNA from Olea europaea var. sylvestris, 818 nucleotides. RefSeq lists its product as uncharacterized. Lineage: Eukaryota; Viridiplantae; Streptophyta; Magnoliopsida; Lamiales; Oleaceae. The transcript is spliced from 6 exons. The record is from RefSeq and is a predicted model, not a curated record. The coding region runs from base 1 to 639 and encodes 212 amino acids.
AUGUACUUGGAACUGUUUCGGUCAGAGAAUAAUAGUAGUGUUGCAGUGACAGAAGUGACACUGCGUCGGGUGGGAUGGACUGAUCAAGUGAUCAUUGCCAUCACCGUGGGGGCCGGAAACAGCUUGUCUUGGGCUGUUGUUAAGGAUGGAAAAACUUGGGUUGAUGGGAUGUCAUCAAAGAUGCAGUCCUUUCAUGCAAAUAUAGAAGAGUGGAGAAAUCCCAGAGAUCAUAAACAACAGAACAUCCUUGGCAUCAUCACAUAUUCAUUCCUGGUUUCAUUAGUAGCGGCACGCUCGGUGAGCACAAGAAUGGCAGAACAUUCAAGAAAAGGUGAAGAAAAGCGCGAGAAACCGAAGAUUGUUGUGCCUGAAUUAUGCCUAGAUGCUUUGAAAAAUGAAAUUCACUCAACACCAUCUUCACCAGUUACCCUGAUGAAGACAUCAAGUGUGAGGCAUAAUUGCUUGUGCUCCCCAACUACACACGCUGGCUCGUUCCGGUGCCGCUACCACCGGAACCACGGUCUGACUCGGAGUAGCAUAUCUGUUGGUUCUAAGCUUUCAGAGUUAGCUGGUAAAUCUACUCAAAUCUGUGAUGCAUUCAACAAUCAUCUCAUUUCUGGGCAAAAACAAGGGUCAUGAUCCAUCAUGAAUGCAUCAAGACUUGUUUGUUUAAUACCUUGUGCAGUUUUUUCUUAUUUUUUUUCUAGAAAAAAAUAAUUCUGCAUAUGACAGAUCAUGGUUGUUGAAGUUUCUGAUUGAUUAGCAUCCAUGUACAAGUUUCUAAUUAAUCUUAAAUGUAUCAAGACUCAUCAAUAUUA